UGUCCCACAAUGCCCCACAGCCCCGCCCCACUCCGCCGAGGCCCCGCCCCACUCCGCCGAGACCCCGCCGGGCGGCGCCGCGACCCCUGCCCGCCGCCCGCGGCCAGGCCGGCUGUGUGGGCCGGGCGCCAUGCGGAGGGGCGAGCGCAGGGCCGCCGGGGGCUCGCGGCCCGGAUCGCCGCUGCUCGAGGGCCGCCGCAGCACCGAGUCCGAGGUCUACGACGACGGCACCAAUACUUUCUUCUGGCGAGCCCAUACCUUAACUGUGCUGUUCAUCCUCACCUGUGCACUGGGCUACGUGACUCUCCUGGAAGAAACACCUCAAGAUACAGCCUACAACACUAAGAGAGGUAUUGUGGCCAGUAUUUUGGUUUUCUUAUGUUUUGGAGUCACACAAGCCAAAGAUGGGCCAUUUUCCAGACCUCAUCCAGCUUAUUGGCGGUUUUGGCUCUGCGUUAGUGUGGUUUAUGAGCUGUUUCUCAUCUUUAUCCUCUUCCAGACAGUCCAGGACGGCCGGCAAUUUCUGAAGUAUGUCGACCCCAAGCUGGGAGUCCCGCUGCCAGAGAGGGACUAUGGGGGGAACUGCCUCGUCUACGAUGCGGACAACAAGACCGACCCCUUCCACAACAUCUGGGACAAGCUGGACGGCUUUGUUCCUGCACACUUCAUUGGCUGGUAUCUGAAGACCCUCAUGAUCCGCGACUGGUGGAUGUGCAUGAUCAUCAGCGUCAUGUUCGAGUUCCUGGAGUACAGCCUGGAGCACCAGCUGCCCAACUUCAGCGAGUGCUGGUGGGACCACUGGAUCAUGGAUGUGCUCGUCUGCAAUGGGCUGGGCAUAUACUGUGGCAUGAAGACCCUCGAGUGGCUGUCCCUGAAGACAUACAAGUGGCAGGGCCUCUGGAACAUUCCGACCUACAAGGGCAAAAUGAAGAGGAUUGCCUUCCAGUUCACGCCCUACAGCUGGGUCCGCUUUGAGUGGAAGCCUGCCUCCAGUCUGCACCGUUGGCUGGCAGUGUGUGGCAUCAUUUUGGUGUUCUUGCUGGCAGAGCUGAACACAUUCUACUUGAAGUUUGUGCUGUGGAUGCCCCCUGAGCACUAUCUGGUCCUGCUGCGCCUGGUCUUCUUUGUGAAUGUGGGCGGAGUGGCCAUGCGUGAGAUCUACGACUUCAUGGAUGACCUGAAGCCCCACAGGAAGCUGGGACAGCAGGCUUGGCUGGUGGCGGCCAUCACGGUCACCGAGCUGCUUAUUGUGGUGAAGUACGACCCGCACACACUUACCCUGUCCCUCCCCUUCUACAUCUCCCAGUGCUGGACCCUCGGCUCUGUCCUGGUGCUCACCUGGACUGUUUGGCGCUUCUUUCUACGAGACAUCACCUUGAGGUACAAGGAAACCCGGCGGCAGAAGCAGCAGAGUGACCAGGGCAGAGCUGUCAGCAAUGGGGAUGGGCUCCCAGGCCCAGAUGAUGACCUGCUGGGGUCCAGUGCUGUGGAAAAGGAGGGGGCCUUGACCUCCUCGUGAACCCUCUCCCCCAGUCAGGCCUUGCCUCUUCCCCCAGGGCUGUUCCCUUUUCUUCUGUGCUCAGUAGAGGGCAGCCCAAGAGGAGGGGAAGGAGGCCCCAACCCCGUCCAUAUCCAUGUGUACGAGUGUGUGUGUGCUUGCAGGUGAGUGUUUGCACAUGUGUGUCAGAGUGUGCUUGGCUCCUGAGGCAUCUCCAGGACUGUGAGCUGGUCAGCAUGGCUGUGGCUCUUUAGAGCAAGGGUAUAGCCUGAGUGCAGCCCAGGAGAGGCAUCUCGGUGCCUUUUUCCACUCCCUUUGGGAUGGGCAGAGGCCCCAGAAGACCUGCUGCCCUCACUCACCUCUGAGCAGCACAAGUGAAGGACAUCGUCUACCAACACCAAGGUGGUUGAUGAGAAGCAGCAGCCUUUGUUUAACGCAGACUGUAACCUAGAGGAUGUGUAGACAGGGUUGGAGGUCACCAGACUGGCCCCUUGAGGCACAUUGAGUCAGAGACUCCAAAACCCAAGGUCCUGUACCCCGACUGCUGAAGUCUUAUUUCUGUGACUCCUAAGUUUAGGGUCAUCUCCUCGAGCAAACAGAACAAAUAAAGUGACCAUGAAGGUGCACAGCCUCCAGCCUUGCUUCCUGCCCCCAUCUGCUGUCCCAUGCUUCCAGGGAUUUCAUGGAAGAAAGGCGGCGGCUCGAGGUCCCUAUCACAUCCCAUCAGAGCAGGGGGUUCCAGUGGGCACAGCUGCUCACAGGACACAUGUUCUGGGUGCCAGUCACCUGGGCUUUCCACAACCACACACUGCCUGCCACAUGGUCUCUUACUGGGACAUAAAGCCAGUUUCCACUGGGGAGUGGGAGUAGAGAUGGAGCAGGAUUCCUGGGAAGGAGCGACUAUCUUCUUAGGCUGGUAUCUUUUAAAACUUUAAUAAAUGUUUCUGUUACCUGGGAGGCACAAGCCUGCAAGCCCAGCACUCGGGAGGCUGAGGCAGGAAGAUUGCAAGUUCAUGGCCAUUCUGGGCUACGUAAUGUGGGUUGCAUAGUGGCACCCUGUCUCAGGUGGGGAAAAAGUUUGGGGGACUGUAAUCCCAGCCACUUGGAAGGCUGAUAUUGGGAGAAUUACGGUGUUAGGCCAAUUCAGGCAAAAAGUUGGUGAGACUUCAUCUCAACAAACAAGCUGAGCAUGGGGCUUUGUCUAUAAUCCCAGUUACUCAGAUGGCAUAGGGUAAGAGUAUCAAAGUUGGAGGCCUGGCUCCAGUCAAAAACGUGAAACCCUAUCGAAAAAUACCUAAUGUGGAAAAGGGCUGGGAGGUGUGGCUCGUGCUAGAGCACCUGCUUAGCACGUAUGAGGACCCUGAGGCUCCCAGUACCACCCAAAGUUUCUGGUUUUGUUUUUGCAUUCCUGGGAAUAGAAUCAAGAGCCUCUCAUGUCCUAGGCAAGCGCUCUGCCAAUGAACGUGACUCAACACACCAUGGACGUUUCUAGCACAAUUGAGAGCUGUACAAUGAUCUGAGCCCCCGACCUGGACACAAGUGAAACCCUGCUCCUAUGGAGGUAGGUUGGACACAGACCUACCUCGGGUAGGGCUGGGACCCCAUGGGCCAGAGCUCAAAGACACAAAACUUUUGUUUCUUUACUUUUUUAAAAUUGUUCUGGGGAAAUUUUCACCCCUUCAGAAG
Molecule: messenger RNA, 3184 nt
Organism: Castor canadensis (American beaver)
Lineage: Eukaryota; Metazoa; Chordata; Mammalia; Rodentia; Castoridae
Gene: Ptdss2
Product: phosphatidylserine synthase 2
Biological process (GO): phosphatidylserine biosynthetic process
Molecular function (GO): L-serine-phosphatidylethanolamine phosphatidyltransferase activity
Source: RefSeq, a predicted model, not a curated record